Molecule: messenger RNA, 1645 nt
Organism: Microcebus murinus (gray mouse lemur)
Lineage: Eukaryota; Metazoa; Chordata; Mammalia; Primates; Cheirogaleidae
Gene: SIRT6
Product: sirtuin 6
Biological process (GO): negative regulation of transcription by RNA polymerase II
Cellular component (GO): nucleus
Molecular function (GO): NAD+ binding; transcription corepressor activity; histone H3K9 deacetylase activity, NAD-dependent
Source: RefSeq, a predicted model, not a curated record
UCUUCCCCGUCCAGCCCCGUUUCCGGCGGAAGCGGCCUCAACAAGGGAAACUUUAUUGUUCCCGUUGGGGCUGCGAGGAUGUCGGUGAAUUAUGCGGCGGGGCUGUCGCCGUAUGCGGACAAGGGCAAGUGCGGCCUCCCCGAGAUCUUCGACCCCCCAGAGGAGUUGGCGUGGAAGGUGCGGGAGCUGGCGAGGCUGGUCUGGGAGUCCUCCAACGUGGUGUUCCACACGGGCGCCGGCAUCAGCACCGCCUCGGGCAUCCCCGACUUCAGGGGCCCCUACGGAGUGUGGACCAUGGAGGAGCGGGGCCUGGCCCCCAAGUUCGACACCACGUUCGAGAGCGCGCGGCCCACGCGGACCCACAUGGCGCUGGUGCAGCUGGAGCGCGUGGGCCUCCUCCGCUUCCUCGUCAGCCAGAACGUGGACGGGCUGCACGUGCGCUCGGGCUUCCCCAGGGACAAGCUGGCGGAGCUGCACGGCAACAUGUUUGUAGAGGAGUGUGUCAAGUGCAAGACGCAGUACGUCCGGGACACGGUCGUGGGCACCAUGGGCCUCAAGGCCACCGGCCGGCUCUGCUCCGUGGCCAAGGCCAGGGGGCUGCGGGCCUGCAGGGGCGAGCUGCGAGACACCAUCCUGGACUGGGAGGACUCGCUGCCGGACCGCGACCUGGCUCUCGCCGACGAGGCCAGCAGGACCGCCGACCUGUCCGUCACCCUCGGCACCUCCCUGCAAAUCCGGCCCAGCGGGAACCUGCCGCUCGCCACCAAGCGCCGCGGAGGCCGGCUGGUCAUCGUCAACCUCCAGCCCACCAAGCACGACCGCCACGCCGACCUGCGCAUCCACGGCUACGUGGAUGACGUCAUGACGCAGCUCAUGGAGCACCUGGGGCUGGAGGUCCCCGCCUGGGCCGGCCCCCGCGUCCUGGAGAGGGCGCUGCCGCCCCUGCCGCGCCCGCCCAAGCCGGAGCCGGCGCCCAAGCCCGAGCCCAAGGAGGAGCCGCCCGCCAGGCUGAACGGCGCGGCCCCCGCCCACCCCAAGCGGGAGGAGCCCCCAGCCGAGCCCUGCGCCCAGCACCACGGCUCCCAGCCCGCCAGCCCCAAGCGGGAGCGGCGGGACAGCCCUGCCCCACGUCCCACCCCCAAAAGGCUCAGGGCGGAGGCGGCUCCCAGCUGACCAGGGCGCUGGGGCGGCGGCGCUUUGUGUACAAACCGCGGGCUCUCUUUUCCUUAUGGGCUCACUGUGUGACUCCUAUCUGUCCCCGGGGACCUCAGGGCACGAGGGCCAGGCCCUCCGCUCGUCUCCCGUGGCGCUGGGGACUCUGGUGGGGGCCUGGGAACGUGCCGCACGCCAGAGCUACCUCCGCCACGCCCAGCCUCUGACUCAGGUGUUCCGGGAGGCCGGCCUCACCCUCCCUGGUCUCCAGCCCACACAGCCACGAGCCCCUCUGUCCCCUCACACCCCCACCGGGCCGGCGCUGGGGCCAUCCCCAAAGCCACCCUCACGUCCCGGGACCCCGGGAGGGCGCCACACCUCCACGAGGGACACACGGGACAUGCUGGCACUGCCUUUGGGCUGCAGGGAGGAGAGGUGGGUCCACCCGGCCUCCAGAAAAGUCUCCAAUGCAAUAAAAGCAGAACUUCUUGCA